AUGAAAACUAAAGGUGAGUAAACAAAGGGAAACGCAAAAUAAUAACCUUAAAAAUAAAGUAAUACAUAUAAGGAAGUUCAAUGUUAUUAUCAUCCAAAUGAAAAACUUAAAUAUUUCUGCAAAAAACCUGAUUGCCUCUAGCCAUUAUGCAAAAUUUGCUUAGAUAUUCAUAUAGAGGAGUAACAUCAGGAAAAAAAUGAUACUAAAGGAGUGGUUUCAUUUGAGAAAUGCUUGGCUGAAGUUUCCAAGAAAAUGUCAGAUGAUUUAGAAUAUUUUUUAGAUAAAAUUGGAUAAUUGCAUAAUCAUAUUGACAGAAUCAUUAAUUUUUAAUUUCCAUAGAAUUGGAUGAAUUUAAUCCAGUCUUCAGAGACAUAAAUUAUUGAUUUAAUAAGAAGCUAUUUUAGCAAUCUGAAAUAGUAUUUAUUUUCAACUUCUCCUGAAGUUAAUAAACUAUAUUCUGCUUAGGAUCGAUUGAUGGUAUGUUCCAAAAGAGUUGAUCAACUUAGAUCCGAAUUAGAAAAUCUCAAGAAUGAAAACUCAAUCACUUAAUUGAUUUUGUUUUAUUAAGGAGAUGUAGAAAAGCUAAAUAAUAAGUAUUUACAAUAUCUUGAACAAAUCUUUGAUGAGCUAAAAUAAAUAAAUUUUCAAACCAUAAAUGCACCCAAGAUAUUAAUUAAUCAUAAUAAAUUAAGCGAUCUAAUGGGGUUGUUGAAUUAAUAUAUCAAUUAUGAAUAAGAAGAAUAAGAAUAAGAAAAUGAGGAGGAACCACAAAUUGAUUAUGAAGAGUAAGGAGAGAGAAUGACUUAAAAUGAGUAAUCAGAAAGGGAAGAGGAAUAACCUAUUGAUAUUAUUAUGGCAUAAGAAUAAUUGUCAGAGAAAAAUGAAUAUGGUUUAUAAUCUAAUGAUGAGGAUUUAGAAUAUUGA
Paramecium octaurelia is the source of this 924-nucleotide messenger RNA. The record is from the annotation of a GenBank genome assembly. NCBI's taxonomy places the organism in Eukaryota, Ciliophora, Oligohymenophorea, Peniculida, Parameciidae.